Molecule: messenger RNA, 2301 nt
Organism: Peronospora matthiolae
Lineage: Eukaryota; Oomycota; Peronosporomycetes; Peronosporales; Peronosporaceae
Source: the annotation of a GenBank genome assembly
AUGAACCGACACGCGCUGGCUGAAGCCACGAGUCUGCACGACGGCCCCGUGCCCGUGUAUCUCAUGGAAGAGAUUGCGCAUUCGACCAAAGCGAGCGACCGGGACGCUGAAAAGACUGCGGACUUUAUGCUCGCGCGGCUGCACAAGAGCAACUUGAACGUCAAGCUCAAGGCACUGCAGAUCAUUUCUUGUUGCAUCCGAGACGGUAGUCGUGCUUUUGCUGAGGUUAUUCGAGACAAGGAGCAGGAGGUGGCUGUCUACUUGCAAAUUUCAGGUCUGUCGGAUCCAGUGUAUGGUGAUGAAAAGUACCGCCGUAUUCGGGUGGCAGCACAGGAAGCGCUGGUGUGUUUAAAUGUCAGUUUCCUCUCGCGUCAGCAGGAAGAGCCGCAGCAGCACGCUCUUCAGGGUAACGAUGAAAGCUGGCACGCUUCAACAAGAGACAAUGUGCCGGCGUAUGGCACUGCUGAUAGUGCAUGCGAUCAAACGGAACGACAGCAUAUGAGUGUUGGCGGAUCGUGGGGACAACAGCAGCCUUCUGGUCGGCCAAUGCCUUAUCAGGAUAAUCCGUCCGAAGGCUACAAUCGACCAUCGGAUGGCGGCUAUAAUGGACCACCUGGAGUGGGCCGUAGUGGACCUCCGGGCGGAGAAGGCAACCGUGGCUUUGGGAGCGAUACUAAUAACUUUGGGCAAAACGGUGGUAGCAUGGGAGGAUACGGCACCACCCAAAACUGCCCGCAGAGCACAUAUGGUCACAGCACACAAGCACCACAGCCACCGCAACGGCAAGCAACCGGCUUUGACUCGUGGUCUACCCAUCCAGGAUCUGGUAUGGCGUCGAAGAGCACCGGCGCCGGUACUUGGAGUAGUUCGGGUUACCAAAAGAAGGACCUUGCAGUGGAUAAUGAGCCGCGCUACAAUCCGUCCGUUAGACGAGACAACCGCCCUACGGUGCUGGUGGGACACGCGCUUAACUUUCCAAAGCCAGCUGGAGCAUAUGGCAACAGCACUAUGGAUGUGACGUCAGGACUCGGUGGCUUUCAGAGCGGUACAUACAAUUCGAACGCUGUUCGCAGCGCUAGCGGUGCAACUGCAUUCAAUCCGAAUCUGAUUGAAGGCAGUGCGCCAGGCGGCUUCGCUGGCCACCACCAAUUGGGGGGAGCACCAUCAUAUGCUGAUGCAACAAGCCGCAUAGGCGGCAGUGCUCAUCGCAUUGGUAGCAUGGGCCUUCCUGUCAAUGGACAGCCACUCCCAGACGCGCCAUCGACGGCUCUCGGUAAGAAAGCAGAAGUGCUGAAAAAGUUAGGUACAGCAGCGCUGGAGAAAUGGGACCGCCGCAAUAUGGACAAGUCGAUGGUAUCAUCCCUGGCUGAUCACGACGAGUUGCGGGCCGGCCCUCAAAUAGUUGAACAUGGUUAUUAUCAGUCGAACGCUCGACAGGGGGCGGGUGGGGGCGACACCAGCAGGGACUAUGAGCGCACGAUGAUCGACAACUUGUGCGCACCGGCAGGUCUUUCGCGCGCGCCGCCUGCUGAUGGGCUCAAACGUUUUGUCGAUCUUGCACAGACGCUGGAUUCUCAAACAAUCGGUGACAUCGUGCUGGACAAGCUAGAAGACGAGACGUGGCAAGUUCGUCUGAAAGGUCUACACGUCGUACGAGCGCUGCUGGACUCACCAGGCGCAGCAGUGUAUGAGGAGUUUUUCGAGGAAAACGUCGAGGUCAUUGAAGAGCUGCUAAAGGAUGCCAAAUCUAGCGUAGUGUCGAAGGCGCUGCAGGUUUUGCGUGCACUUGGUUACGCGGAUGAUGCUUACGAGGCUCCGAAGCCUAGCAGCAAACGCGUGGGUGCUACACGAUUUCAGCGUGGCAGCUCUCCAAACAAACGUGUACAACAGGAGGUGGACCUACUUGGCUUCGACUCGCUAAGUCUUGAAUCGCCUGCUAGUCCUGUCGGCCACGGCGGUACAGGUUCAGUAGACCUCCUUGGUUCUCCUGUCUGCCCACUGCCGCCACCGGCCUUGACGUCUAUGCAGGAGGUUUUGCUUCUGGGUGACUAUAAUACGCUAGAGCGUUCCGGUCCUCCCUACGCUCCGCAGCAGCAGCAAGCUGUCCCGAAAAUGUACGAGCAGUUCGAGCAAGCUCGUGUUGAGGAGCAUAUCAAGACAUCGAGCCAUUACGGAAAGGAUCUUUUCUCCGUUGUCGACUCUCCGUGCAGUACAGGAACAUCCAUUGGUACCGCGUCACGUGCUGGGGCCGUCGAUAAUGUGUGCUUGAGCGGUAAUCGGUCAGCAUUCACAUUCAUGUAA